AUGACACCACCUGGACGUCUCUACCUCCUGAGGGUGUGCAGCACCCCCCUACUCCUCCUCCUUCUGGGACUGCUGCUGGCCCUGCCGCGCGAGGCCCAGGGGCUCUCUGGUGUUGGCCUCCCACCCUCAACUGCACAGCCUGCCCAUCAGCACCCCCCGAAUCACUUCACCCGAGGCACCUUCAAACCUGCCGCUCACCUUGUUGGAGACCCCAGCACCCAGGACUCACUGCGCUGGAGAGCAAACACGGAUCGUGCCUUCCUCCGCCACGGCUUCUCUCUGAGCAACAAUUCCCUCCUGGUCCCCACCAGUGGCCUCUACUUUGUCUACUCCCAGGUGGUCUUCUCUGGGGAAGGCUGCUUCCCCAAGGCCACCCCCACCCCUCUCUACCUGGCCCACGAGGUCCAGCUCUUCUCCUCCCAGUACCCAUUCCACGUGCCUCUCCUCAGCGCUCAGAAGUCCGUGUGCCCAGGGCCACAGGGACCUUGGGUGCGCUCGGUGUACCAGGGGGCUGUGUUCCUGCUCACCCGGGGAGACCAGCUGUCCACUCACACAGAUGGCAUCUCCCACCUGCUCCUCAGCCCCAGUAGUGUCUUCUUCGGAGCCUUCGCUCUAUAG
Eubalaena glacialis (North Atlantic right whale) is the source of this 618-nucleotide messenger RNA. It is a transcript of the gene LTA, whose product is annotated as lymphotoxin alpha. The record is from RefSeq and is a predicted model, not a curated record. The transcript is spliced from 3 exons. Gene Ontology annotation, cellular component: membrane. Bases 1 to 618 code for a protein of 205 amino acids. Gene Ontology annotation, biological process: immune response. Gene Ontology annotation, molecular function: tumor necrosis factor receptor binding. Lineage: Eukaryota; Metazoa; Chordata; Mammalia; Artiodactyla; Balaenidae.